Molecule: messenger RNA, 991 nt
Organism: Oryzias melastigma (Indian medaka)
Lineage: Eukaryota; Metazoa; Chordata; Actinopteri; Beloniformes; Adrianichthyidae
Gene: iscua
Product: iron-sulfur cluster assembly enzyme
Exons: 5
Coding region: 221-715 (164 amino acids)
Biological process (GO): iron-sulfur cluster assembly; intracellular iron ion homeostasis
Cellular component (GO): cytoplasm; mitochondrial matrix
Molecular function (GO): 2 iron, 2 sulfur cluster binding; ferrous iron binding
Source: RefSeq, a predicted model, not a curated record
GUGGGGCAAAUUUACAUUUGCACUUCACUGAUAGUGACUGUUUCUAGAAAACAAUCCGCCACUAAAAUAAAUAAAUUAAGCGAGUUUGGCAAUUACCACAUCAACCGCUAGAGGGAGCCUUUUUGCAAUUUUCUCACAAAGUCGGCUCUGUUUAUCAACAAAAGCGUUCGGGCCUCUCGCAUUCGCUCGGGAUUCAUCGUUCACAAUCGGAGCUACGAUCAUGGCGAUGGCCAGUUUACGAAACUGUUCGUCCUUGCCUUCCCUAUUUUGCAGUAGGCUAUUUAGACCUGAGUUGAAAUCUCUCUGCUCAUAUCACAAAAAGGUGGUUGACCAUUACGAAAACCCGAGGAACGUGGGCUCUUUGGACAAAAGCUCCAAAAGUGUGGGGACAGGUUUGGUGGGUGCACCAGCCUGUGGGGACGUUAUGAAACUUCAGAUUCAAGUCGAUGAAAAUGGUAAGAUAGUGGAUGCAAAGUUUAAAACAUUCGGCUGUGGAUCAGCUAUUGCCUCCAGUUCACUUGCAACAGAGUGGGUGAAGGGGAAGUCGCUGGAUGAAGCUAUGAAGAUUAAAAACUCAGACAUUGCCAAAGAACUGAGCCUCCCUCCAGUCAAGCUUCAUUGUUCCAUGCUCGCAGAAGAUGCAAUAAAAGCAGCGCUCUCAGACUACAGACUCAAACAGGACAAGAAAGAGGAACGGCCCAAAGCCAGCAGCUAAUUUUUUUUCUUUUACUCUUCAUCAUCACAUUAAUGCUGAAUAAAUGAGUUCUUCAGAGAAACACAGAGCGCAUUACACUCUAUGAAGAACUCAGGUGUCUCAUGAUGUUAUUUUGCUGCCCUCAUUUUUGUUUUUUGAGCUGGAAAACAACAAUUUUGGCCUCUGUUUAUUUUGGCUGGAUUGUAUUAAAAUGUGAGAAGGUCUUCUAAAAAACUAUAAAUAAAUUGCUGAAUUUCUUUAUUUUACCAUUAAAGGUAAUAAACAAUUUCAAAACUG